Messenger RNA from Amyelois transitella, 3496 nucleotides. RefSeq names its product transcription factor GATA-4. Gene Ontology annotation, molecular function: zinc ion binding; RNA polymerase II cis-regulatory region sequence-specific DNA binding; DNA-binding transcription factor activity, RNA polymerase II-specific. Bases 180 to 2135 code for a protein of 651 amino acids. The record is from RefSeq and is a predicted model, not a curated record. The transcript is spliced from 10 exons. Lineage: Eukaryota; Metazoa; Arthropoda; Insecta; Lepidoptera; Pyralidae. Gene Ontology annotation, biological process: cell fate commitment; positive regulation of transcription by RNA polymerase II; negative regulation of transcription by RNA polymerase II.
GGCGGCCCUCGACAGCGCGAGGUGGGGCGGUUAGUGUGCCGACUCGCGCGCUCCGCUCCACGCGCCCGCGCCGCUCCAGUCACCACGCGUUUGAAAAUCGAACGCGCGAUGUGCUAAGUCUUUGUGGCCAGUAUUAUAGUGCAACCAUUUUUGUUUGGAUUUUUUAGUGAUAGUGCAAAAUGGAAAACGUUUCACCAAUAAAUCGUGAGGAGCCUCGGGAAGAAGAUGCUUCAGUGGAGGCGUUACAGCUAGUCAAAAACGAAGAGAGAGUGGAAGAGCAGAACAUUGAGGCUACUCCUGCGGAGCAGUCCCCCGCGGUGGGCAGGCCGCCGUCGCCGCUGCCGCAUUCCCAGUCCGUCAUCACGUCGCGGCGGUCCGUCCGGACCAUCACUGCGGCCGGACACAUCACAGAAACCCCAGAGCUUGCCGAUGAAGGCGUUAAGGACGAGCCACCUGAACCCUCUCAGCUCGAACAAGAACAAUUACACUACGCACCAAAGCUUGAAGAUAACCCUGACGCCAGAGACGUUGCUCAACAGCAUUAUGACGAAGAGAGAUUGAGACUAGCCGAAGCCGAGUCAGAGGCCCGGCACCAUGCUUACAAACAAGAAUCAUAUCGGUCUAUACCAUCUCCUUCGUCAAUUGAUAAAAGGUUGCAGCAACAAUAUAGAAUCCCUCAGAGACCCGACUACAGACGAAACUUGACGUUCCGUUAUGGCGCACCGCAUCAAGUGUUGGUUGGUCAGGAGGGCGAAGCUGAUGAGCAUGCGCAUGAAGCGUUCCUGGCGCACAAGGAGAAGGCAGAGCAUUUACAAGUGUAUGCUUCGCCAGCGGAAGGCGUGCCCACGUCCGACGGGAGGCAGUACGGGGCGGUUCUCAGCGAGCAGGUGGCGGCGUCCAGUGCCUUGGAGAUGAUCCAGACCACGUCUUUGAGCAACCAGCAGGCAGUGGGCGUGGCGUACCAGCCCGUGAAGUACGAGGCGCGCGAGGGCGAGCCGCGGCCGAGCACGUACGCCAGCCUGCAGCCGGUGACGUCGGUGCACGGCGGCUACAGCUACGCCGGCCAGAGCCCGCAGUACGGCGGCGCCGGGUACAGCGCCUACGUCGGCGGCAGUAAGGAGCUGCUAACUCUGUACGGCGGCGGCGCGCCCCCGGGGCCGGGCCCCGCGGCCGGCGCGCCGCGCGGCGACGAGUCCCCGCCGGGGCAGCUGCUGUACCGCAGCGACCCUACCCUCUCCUCCUCCUCGCUCACGGCGCGGGGGCACGUCGUGUACGGCUCCGUGGUGCCCCCCACCCAGGCCGUGUAUGAAGCACCACCUAGCCCUAAUUCACAGCAGGUGACGCUGUACACACACGGGAACACGGUCCAAUACAAAGUGGGGGGAGAACACUACCUGAGCCAGGGCGGGGGGGUGGAGUACGUGCCGGUGUCGGGCUACGACGGCGGCCUGCUCGUCACGGAGGGCUACGCGGCGCCCGCGCAGGCCUGGUCCACGCACAACCUGCUCGACGAUGGAUUCGACCCCGGUAUGGCAAGUAUCGGCGAGAUGAAGGAGUGCGUGAACUGCGCGGCCGGCAACACGCCGCUGUGGCGCCGCGACGGCACGGGCCACUACCUGUGCAACGCGUGCGGGCUCUACACGCGCAUCAACGGCGUCAACCGGCCUCCGCUCAAGGGACAGAAGGCCAAGCCUCAACAAUCUCUGCAGCCCACCAACGGCAACCGGCGCGUGGGCGUGACGUGCGCCAACUGCCGCACCGCCAACACCACGCUGUGGCGCCGCAACAACAACGGCGAGCCCGUCUGCAACGCCUGCGGGCUCUACUACAAGCUGCACAACGUGAACCGGCCUCUCAGCAUGAAAAAGGACGGCAUUCAAACCCGAAAGCGUAAGCCCAAGAGCAUGGGCGGCGGUCACAGCGGCCACGUGGGCCGGCCGGGCGCGCCGCUAACCGUGGAGGGUCACGCACAUAAGGUGCUGCCUCCGCUGUACGCGGCGGUGGAGUCGGCGGGCGCGGGGGGCGCGGGAGGCCAGCCGCUGCUGCUGCUGCCGCCCGCCAGGCACCAAGCCGAUAUGGUACCCUCGCUAGAGCGCGCCGGGCCCUCCACGCCGCUGCACUACCGCCCGCCCUAACAGCGCAACGCAACGCAAUGCGACGCAACAUAACGCAAUGCAACGCAUGCCACGCCAGCAAGCGCUGCCAUGCUGUGUAAAUAACUCCCGAGUGGCGAGCCCAGUUAACUCUUAUCACAUUGCGUAUAACGCACAUGUGAUAUUCUGUACAUAAAUUAAAGUUAUCGGAUGGGAGAACUUCCUAUAAUAUAGACUUAUAAAUCUUUUUAGGAAAAUAAAACCUACCUACAAUUUUAGUUAAACAACCGCCAAAUACUUACGAGUAUUUGGCGGUUGUUUAACUAAAAUUGAAUAGAUAGAACCUGCGAAACAAUAAUUAUAUACUUACUUACCUACUUACUACUAAUUAGAAUGCACUAGGUACUCUUUAUCUACUGAGAUUAAACAAAAGGGCACCACAGAUACUUAAAGAGAAUUUUUUUUGUUUCCUGAAAACUUUUGUAGAAAUUAUUAAAAUAAUUUUUAGUUAGAUACCUACACAUAAAUAAAUAUAUAUUUUUCUGGUCGUCUCUCUCAAUUUUCUAGAACCCCUUUUUUAGCAGUGAACGACUGAUAAAAUCAUAAAUAUAAAGAAUGUCACACAACAAUUAUACGCGGCGAUGGAAAAUCCUCGCGUUUAUUCUGGGGUUUAUUUAAUUGUAGUCAUUUGCUCUGCAAACACGGCGCUGAGGCGACGCGCGCGCCGUCUUCCAUAUCCUUUGUGUGAACAACCAAUGUAUGUACAUACUUUAAAAGUUUUUUUAUAGUAUUCAGUAGUUAAUAUUAAUUUCAUUUUAGGUAAAACUCGGGUAACGUUAUGUAAUAAAUAUAAUGUAAGUAGUUUAAUAUAUGAACGUCCAAAGAACAAAUGUGUGCAUUUCAUGUGUAGCUGUAGACCAAUGUAUAUCUGUAAGAUAAAUUAUAAGAAUAAUGAAACGAAUUUAUUAUUUAUUAAAAUAAUAAUAAAUAAGAUUGUAAGACUUGAUUGACAAACAGAGAUUGUAGUGAUGUUACGCCAAGGUAUUUAUUUGUACAUGAUUUUUCAUCCGUAAAUAAAUAUCUUCAUUUAUAUCUAUACAAGUAUACAUCUUCUCAAUUCUUUUAGUAAAAUGCAUACCGUAAAGAAAAAGGGAAACGUUUAAUUUUUUAUCAUAAAAUCACGUCUAUAUUUUUUACUGGCCAAAAGUCUCGCAAAGACUGAAAAAGCCAUGUUCAGGUGUGUAAUCUUUAGAAAAUAAAAUAUACAUUUAACAAUUUGUACGUAAUCGGUUUCUGUAAAAAUCUGUUUGUUAUUUCAACGACGGAGAGUGGUUGAUAUACUAAGUAAAAUUAUUUGUAAUUUGUGUGUAUACUGUACUUUAUAAUAAGAGACAUUGUUUUUA